GCGCAGCUCCAUCAGAAAAAAGUGUAGCCUCUCGCUCAAGCAAUCAUCGGCAAGCGCGGACGUACAAGGCGAAAUUCCUCUGCCCUCCAAACCCGAACGAAGAGCAAACAACAACGCUUUUACCGGUGACACCCUUCGGUCAUUCGGUACUUUGCUCGAGGGAAGCAUAAGGUAGUCUCGUUUGAAAGAAGGCUUUUGUUGCAUGUGAUACUUGGGAGACUGACGCGUGUUCGUGUUUCACGGAUGUUACUACGAAGACGGGGCUCGACAGUUUUUUCUGCCUCUGUAGCGUUUUAUGUUAGCAAUGGAUCUCUAUCCCUCUUCGGAGUCUGUUACGCGGACAGGGAGGGAGUCGUGCCGUCUGUUCCCCUUGUGCUCUAGCUGUUGAUAGCUAGCCUCCAAAGAAAAGAACAAUGAACUGAAUCAAACAGUUUUGUUUUAAGCUUUUAUCGUACUGAUAUUUUAAAGACACUCACCCGGGAACAUUUUGUAUUUGUUGAACGAACCAUUAGUCGAACAACUAGACAAACAUUUUGGGAUCACCAGUUUAUUUGGGCAGUGAAGCGUUGAGGCGACACAACAAUGGGAUUAUUUUUGACCGUUGGUUGAGAAUUGUUUUUAAAAGUUAUUUUAUCUCAGAGAAUAUAGUGGUGAGGUUUUCGUACAGAGCACAUAUUUGAGCGACAUUUGGAUGACUUGAUACUCUAGCUGCCUAAAUUCGUGGAGAAGACCAUUGUGAGUACUCUCCAGACAAUCGCAUAUGUCCAGUUGGUCUGGUCUAGAACGGCACCAUCACUGGAACACGACCACACAAAGAACAACGAUGGCGAAUGACUCGAUACAAAGUGACCCAGGUGGGCUGUCCGUCUUAGAGCAGCUGGGUCUGGACCAGAGCUCGGACUUCUCAGACACCACGGUGCAGCAGCGUCUUGAUGAGCAGAGGGAGAGGAUCCGCAGGGAGAUCAGGAAGGAGCUGAAGAUCAAGGAGGGAGCUGACAACCUCCGCAGGGCCACCACCGAUAAGAGGAAUGCCUCCCAGGUGGAUUCCCAACUACGAAGCUCCAACCGUAAGCUGGAAGACCUGCAUGCUCAGUUACAGGAGCUGGACGCUCACAUCAUGGUCAAGGGAGGAGAUGACAACAAGGAUGACCCACCCCAGUCCCCGGGGGCGGAGAGCCACUCGUCAGCAAGCCAGGACCGCAUUGCCGCCCUGGAGAGACAGCUCAACAUUGAGCUCAAGGUCAAACAGGGAGCCGAGAACAUGAUUCCGAUCUACGCCAACGGAUCCACCAAGGACAAGAAGAUGCUGCAGACGGCCCAGCAGAUGCUGCAGGACAGCAAGACCAAGAUCGACAUCAUCCGCAUGCAGAUCCGCAAGAACGUGCAGGCCACUGAGCACACCGAAGACACACAGGGUAACCAGGACAUGUGUGGUGUGGAGCUGCGUAUUGAGGAGCUCAGGCAUCACUACAGAGUAGAACACGCUGUGGCAGAUGGAGCUAAGAAUGUCCUCCGACUACUGGGGGCCAGCAAGGUCCAGGAUAAGAAGGCCCUGUCAGAGGCCCAGUGUCGUCUGAGCGAGGCGUCCCAGCGGUUGGACGUCCUGAAGGACUCUCUGGACCGGCGUCUGGCUGACCUGCCGGAGGACCACCCCAAGGCCUGCCUCAUCAAGGAGGAACUAGUCCUGGCCUCCUCCCCGGCCUUCAGCUCCCGCCACAGUGCCCCCUACCUUCACAACCAGUACAGCACCCUCAGCAAGCCCUCCCCGCUCACUGGUACUCUCCAGGUGCAGCUGCUGGGCUGUGUGGGAGUGUUGGAGGUGGUCCCGGGGCGCAGUAAGGGCACGGCGGUCAUGCUGCCCUGCUACAGCCCUGGGGAGGGACGCUCCUUCAUGAACCGCAGCAGCAAGAGCAACCUGUAUGGACGCAGCGGGAGCGUCAGCGGCAAGACUCCCAGCAAGACUGACGAACUCUCCUCGGAGGUGAGUGCGGUGCUGAAGAUGGAUAACUCAGUGGUGGGUCAGACAGCCUGGAAGAGUGUAGGGGAGCAGGCCUGGGACCAGACCUUCACUGUGGAGCUGGAGAGGUCCAGGGAGAUGGAGAUAGCAGUGUACUGGAAGGACUACCGCUCGCUGUGCGCUCUCAAGUACCUGAAGCUGGAGGACUUCCUGGACAACCAGAAACACCGAGUUCAGCUGGAGCUGGAGCCACAGGGGCUGCUUCUGGCUGAGGUGAUAUUCUUCAACCCGGUGUUUGAGAGAGUCACACGCCUUCAGAGACAGAAGAAGGUCUUCUCCAGACAGCACGGCAAGGCUUUCCUGAGAGCUCGUCAGAUGAACGUUGACAUCGGGACCUGGGUCCGACUGCUGAGGAACGCUAUCCCCACCGUCAACAAUACCGGAACCUACAGCCCCAAUGCACACAACCUCAACUCUGGGGAGAUCUCAGUGGAGAAACUAAGUCUGGACAGUGACUCUCCAGUCAGGCAUGAUUACAGGAGAGACUCUGAUAAUAACACCCCGGAGCGGUUGCCAGUGAUUGAGCCCUUCUCUCCCCCAGACCUCACCCCUGAUCGCCCUGCCCAAACCCCCCCUCUGAGCAGUAAACAUAAGAAACCCCUGUGCCUCCAGGACUUCAGGCUGAUCGCUGUGCUGGGCCGGGGACACUUUGGAAAGGUGCUGCUGUCAGAGUAUAAGAAGACAGGAAGUAUAUACGCCAUCAAGGCCCUGAAGAAAGGAGAUAUUGUUGCACGGGACGAGGUGGAGAGUCUGAUGUGUGAGAAGCGUAUCUUUGAGACGGUGAACGUCUCCCACCACCCCUUCCUGGUCAACCUGUUUGCAUGUUUCCAGACCCCGGAACACGUGUGCUUCGUCAUGGAGUACACGGCUGGCGGUGACCUCAUGAUGCACAUCCACGCUGAUGUCUUCACUGAACCACGGGCUGUGUUCUAUUCAGCCUGUGUGGUUCUGGGGCUGCAGUUUCUCCAUGACCACAAGAUUGUGUACCGAGACCUUAAACUAGACAACUUACUGCUGGAUACAGACGGAUAUGUAAAGAUUGCCGACUUUGGACUCUGUAAAGAAGGGAUGGGCUAUAUGGACAGGACCAGUACGUUCUGUGGUACUCCAGAGUUCCUGGCCCCUGAGGUCCUGACCGACACCUCUUACACCAGAGCAGUAGACUGGUGGGGCCUCGGGGUCCUCGUCUAUGAGAUGCUGGUGGGAGAGUCGCCCUUCCCUGGUGACGAUGAGGAGGAGGUGUUUGACAGCAUCGUGAAUGAUGAGGUCCGCUACCCACGAUUCCUCUCCACAGAGGCCAUCGCCAUCAUGAGGAGGCUGUUGAGGAGGAACCCUGAGAGAAGACUAGGCUCUGGUGAGAAAGAUGCUGAUGAGAUAAAGAAACAGCCUUUCUUCCGGGGUCUGGAUUGGGAGGCCCUGCUACAGAGGAAGCUGCCCCCUCCCUUCGUUCCCUCCAUCAAGGGCCGAGAGGACGUCAGCAACUUCGACGAGGAGUUCACCGCCGAGCCUCCCACCCUGACACCGCCGCGCGAGCCCCGCACGCUCUCCCGCAAGGACCAGGACGGCUUCUGCGACUUCGACUACGUCUCCGACCUCUGCUAGGGGUCGGAAGGUCGUGACCUCUAUCACAUCAUCAUAUGAGGGUCAUGGGGUCACGGCAGUCUGCAAGGGUGGUCUGCUGCAUCCACCACACUGUGAAUGUGAUAUGAGAAACUGAGAAGGGUCGGUCUGUAGUGGAGUUUGUCUGUGUGGGAGGUAUGAACUAGAGGAGAUUAAUGCAGACCCAGACUCUGUGGCUGUGUUGCCAUUUACACUCUGUGGCUGUGUUUUUUUGUGUGUUUUUUUACACUGCAGCAGCAUCUCACAUAACUGUGAGAAGGGGCCCAUCAAGAGGACAAGUGGUUGAUGGGAAAUGAAGUUCUGUUACAAUGAGACAUGACUAUGUUUUCCAAAGGAAAAGAAGAAAGAAAAAAAGAAGCUGUGAUGCCCAUUAAGCGUGUGUCACCUCCUCCCUAUCUAGAACACUCCAAUGGCUGUGUCCUUACAAGAACUUGUCAUAACAUGUGUAACUUCUACUACACAGUCAACCCCUUUAACUUUGCCUUCCAGUUCCAUCCUCCUUUGUGCCAGUGUUGUAGUCUGCUCUGAGGAUAGAGGAGGAUCUCCAUGUAACGUUCAGGGUUGGGAUCCAUUCCAUUUCAAUUCAGUCAAUUCAGGAAAUCAAUUGGAAUUUCAGUUUAUUUCCUGGAUUGAAAUGGAAUGGACCCCAACCCUGGUUCCUUCAUACUGUGACAAAACACAAAUAAUAUUUGGGAGAGGGUGUGGUGGGUGAAUGGCUUGAAAUGAUGCCUUACAUUUCUACUGGGAUCUAUAGAAAUGCAUUUCAUUUUGUUAUUUUGUGGUCCUUAGUAACCAAAUGUGGUCCUUGGUAUGCAAUAAGGGUGAUAAAGUUUUACAUAAAUGCUAAGAGGAGAAAAGGAAGUACCUCCAUCUGCCUAUCAAAAUGGUUGCUUGGAGGAAGGUGAAUCAACAGUGUGUAGAAUCAUAUAUAUAUAUAUAUAUAGUUACAAUGUUGUGAACAAUCACCCAUCAAGUUACCCAAUGCUAGUCUUGUGUCUCAAAAGGGGUAAAGAACCACUGCUUGGAGGAACGGUCAAUUCUGAUCCAACCAGAUCACUAGUGCAUUCACAAUGGGCAAUUGUUGCCCUUUUAACAUUCUUUAAAAUGUUCUGAUUUUAGUUGUUAUUAUGGAGAGAAAAAAUCGACGGUGACAGUGCUUUUGGUUCAGUUUUUGGUUGAUAAUGAUGAAGUUGUUGAAAUAAGCAACAGAGCGUUAUUGAAUUUAUCCGGUCGCCUUUUAAUUGGUCCAUUCUGUGAAUUUUAUAUAAGGGUGUGUCAUGUAGCAUUCUACACCUGUGCCAUUUGGUCAUAUUUGAACACACACACACAAACGAAAGUCUGAAGGAUGCAUGUCUCGUUCCAAACAUUUAAAUAUUCACACAAACGUACACACACACACACUGAGAGACUUUAAUGCUCAAGACACUCAAAUUCAAUCAGUGGCAUGAAGCGGAAACACAUUGAAGCAAUGAAUCAUACUCAAUGCUUCUCCAGGUUGAAGUGACCAUUAUGAACGGAUCUAGGAUCAGUUUAUUCUAACCACAUCCAUUAGGAAAAGAAAACUGACCUUAGAUUAGAACUUAGAGGCAGCUUCAUCCUCCAACUACAAUACAUGCUCAUCUGCAGAAGUCAAUAGAAAACAUACUUGACCUCCCUUGUCUCUGUGUAUGGGGGUAUGUUGUGAAUCAUGUUUGUCUGGCUGCCGACUACUUAUCUUGUGUAUGACUAUACAAAAGGAAGUGAAAGUAUGAGAUGAGUUAUUUAUAAAGAAAAUCUGGUGGAAAAACA
Molecule: messenger RNA, 5425 nt
Organism: Salmo salar (Atlantic salmon)
Lineage: Eukaryota; Metazoa; Chordata; Actinopteri; Salmoniformes; Salmonidae
Product: serine/threonine-protein kinase N1
Biological process (GO): signal transduction; protein phosphorylation
Molecular function (GO): ATP binding; protein serine/threonine kinase activity; small GTPase binding
Source: RefSeq, a predicted model, not a curated record